Messenger RNA from Salmo salar (Atlantic salmon), 2258 nucleotides. RefSeq names its product proline-serine-threonine phosphatase interacting protein 1a (gene pstpip1a). Gene Ontology annotation, biological process: actin filament polymerization. Gene Ontology annotation, cellular component: actin filament; plasma membrane; cytoplasm. Gene Ontology annotation, molecular function: actin filament binding. The record is from RefSeq and is a predicted model, not a curated record. NCBI's taxonomy places the organism in Eukaryota, Metazoa, Chordata, Actinopteri, Salmoniformes, Salmonidae.
ACUUUCAACCAUGGCAACCAAGUAAAUAGGCGGGAUAAAAACAAGAAAUUACAUUUUUGUCAAGUCGAUGUUCUCGUCUUGUCAUCCUCAUCAUUAUUGCCCAAAUAUUUACCCAAACUGUUCGAACUGGAGCACGCAAAGGUUUUUUCCCAUGAAAAUGUGUUGAGUGAAUAUGACACAGCUAAAGAUGAGCUCAUCAGUCUAAGUGAAUUUAUUGGAGAUGUUCAAACUAAUGGGAGUGGAUUUCAUCAGUAAUGUGGGAUAUGAGGCUCUCAUCCAGAGACUCUGUGAGGGUCGACGGAUGUGCAAAGAUAUGGAGGAGCUCUUGAAGAUGAGGGCAUCUGCUGAAGAGAGAUAUGGCAAAGAGUUGGUGAUGAUUGCACGCAAGGCAGGGGGACUCUGUGAGAUCAACACUUUGAAAGCAUCCUUUGACCAACUCAAAGUCCAAAUUGAGAACAUUGGGAACCUACACAUACAACUGUCUGGGGUGUUAAAGGAAGAGGUCAAGAGGAUGGAACAGUUCAGGGAGCGACAGAAAGAGCAGAGAAAAAAGUUUGAAGGCAUCAUGGACAAGGUUCAGAAGAUAAAGGUGUCUUUAUACAAGAAAACAAUGGAGUCUAAGAGAACUUAUGACCAGAGGUGCAGAGAGGCGGAUGAGGCAGAGCAAGUUGCUGAGAGGAUGAUUAGUGUAGCUACCACCACAUCCAAGCAAGCUGAGAGGGUGCACAACAAGUCUAAGCAGUGCAGGGAGGCAGCAGGAGAGGCAGAAAAACAAUACAUGUCAAAUAUUGAACAGCUAGACAAGAUUCGUGAAGAAUGGGAGACUACACACGAGACUACUUGUGAGGUCUUUCAGCAGCAGGAGGGAGAUCGUAUCAACAUCCUGAGGAAUGCCAUCUGGGUCCACUGUAACCAAUUCUCAAUGCAAUGUGUCAAAGAUGAUGAGUGUUAUGAAGAAGUGAGAAAAACUGUAGAACUGUGUGACAUCACGACAGACAAUGUAUGCUUUGUUGAGAUGAAAAGCACUGGCUCAAGUCCACCAGCUCCCAUUGUGUUUGAGAACUAUUAUGAGAGGGAUCCCUCGACAGACAGCAAUGGCAGUGCCUGCUUUGUAGGAGGAGUUAUGAAGAGGUUUUCAAACCUUUUGCAAGGGAACUCAUCGGCUGGCUCUAAAACAAACGUCAAUGACGGUUCACAGCCACUAGCACCACCUACUGCCAACACAUCAGAUGGAGUGUACGCCUCCAUUCCUGGAUUUCAGCAAGUGCAGCCAACCAUCUCAGAGAGCAGAGAGGAGUACCAGGCUCUGUAUGACUAUGAGGCUCAGGGUGAGGACGAGCUGUCCAUGUGUGCAGGGGAGACGGUUGUGGUCAUUGAACAAGAUAUGGAUGGCUGGUGGACUGUGGAGAGAAAUGGCAUGUCAGGACUGGUCCCUGGAUCCUAUCUGGCCAAAGAAUGAACUCUUCUUGGCACAAGUAGUAAGGCUAUAGGGCACAUAGCAUACCCCCACCCUGCAUGUCUUAGUUUGACCAUUUUCUCUAAGCCUUACAGGGCUGAUAAUGUUAGCUCAGUCUUGGCUAUAUGUGUUGUUGAGUAACAUUACUGACCUGAGACAAUGGUUUUAUCUAAUGAUGGAGAUUAUUCACUUAUGUAUUGUCAAGAUGGAAAGACGUGCACUUACCUGUUUUACUUUCCUCUCGAGUCUACAAGCACAACAGUUUGUGGGUUGUUACACAAAUAGAGUACAUUUUGCUUCCCUAUGAUAUUUUAAGUAGAAAUUGUGCAACAAUAUUGAACUUUAAAAGCCUCCCAGCUAACAAUUAUAGAGAGAGAGAGAACGUUUUUGUAAAGUUAGCCGUAAUGUUCCCCUAAUGUUUGUGUCCAGUUUUCCGUUAGUUAAGGGAACAUUCUAUCUAUGUUAGCAUAAACCUUCAGAGAACCUUUUUAGCAUGUUUUGAUGUUAGUUAGAACAUUCCCUUAAUGUCAAACAGAAUAUACCCAGAACCUGGUUACCACAUUCUAAAAAUAUACAAUGUUAAUGUUCUAGACACGUUUCAUGAGAACGUUGCAGGAACAUUCAUGUGUCCAGUUUUCUGUAGGAGAAUAUUCCAUCAACGUCCCACCAAACAUACACAGAACAUGGUUGCCAUAUUCUCAGAACCUAAGAUAUUAAUGUUCUAGACACGUUUCAUGGGAAUGUUGCAAGAACAUUUGUGUAUCAACUCACUGCCUUCCUGAAGACAAACAAUGUAUAUGAA